This is a messenger RNA of Pseudogymnoascus verrucosus, 1692 nucleotides long. RefSeq lists its product as uncharacterized. Bases 1 to 1668 code for a protein of 555 amino acids. The record is from RefSeq and is a predicted model, not a curated record. Lineage: Eukaryota; Fungi; Ascomycota; Leotiomycetes; Thelebolales; Thelebolaceae. The transcript has a single exon.
AUGAUGCAACCUUCCAUGUUCAUAUUGUACCUCCUUCCUCUCGCACUCACCACGGCAUUUGACCUGAACCCUACGGUCAAGUUACCAUCUGGUGCCAAUGUGAUUGGAAGCUCUAUUGCCGGUAUUGAUUCCUUCAAAGGUAUCCCAUUCGCUCAGCCACCUGUCGGACAGCUCCGAUUGCGGCCACCUCGAGCAAUUGUCAACCAGAGCGGUAAUAUCCUUGCCACUGGUAUUCCGAAAGCCUGUCCUCAGCUAUAUCUACCCAUCGAUACCAGCAAUAUACCAGCCGCCGCUUUAGGACUUCUGCUCAACACCCCAUUGGUGCAAACCUUUACCAACGCCGGCGAAGACUGCUUGACCAUAAACGUUCAGCGGCCAGCAUCCGCCACUUCUUCAUCAAAGCUUCCAGUUAUCUUCUGGAUCUAUGGGGGCUCAUUUCAAUUUGGAUCAACUCAAAUUUAUGACGGCAGUUUCAUAAUCACAAAUUCUGUACAACAAAGAAAAGAUGUGAUAUUCGUCGCCGUCAACUACAGAGUCGGCGGCUUUGGAUUUCUACCAGGAAAAGAAGUUCUGAAGGACGGCUCUGCAAAUCUUGGUCUGCUUGACCAACGUCUCGGCAUGCAAUGGGUAGCCGAUAAUAUCGCUUCUUUCGGGGGUGAUCCAGACAAAGUCACGAUCUGGGGAGAGUCGGCUGGGUCCAUCUCCAUCUUCGACCAGCUGGCUUUGUACGGAGGCAACCACACCUAUCAAGGCAAACCCCUUUUCCGUGCUGCCAUCAUGGAUUCUGGGAGCAUCAUUCCGACCGAGCCAGUAGCUAGUCCCCGCUCUCAGGCAGUAUACGACAGAGUUGUUAAGAACGCUGGUUGCUCUUCCGCCGCUGAUACUCUUUCUUGUCUACGUGAAACAGACUACACCACCUUCUUGAAUGCUGCCAGUAAUGUUCCCGGUGGCAGUAUUGCAGGUUCCUAUCUGCCGCGUGCGGAUGGAAAUAGUCUCAUGAAAUCCGCCAACCUCAUCGCUCAGGAAGGCUCCUAUGCGCCGGUCCCAUUUAUCAUUGGGGAUCAGGAAGACGAAGGCACUAUUUUCUCCCUUACCCAGUUCAAUCUCACUAACGAACAACAACUCGUUGACUACUUCUCCAACGUUGUCUUCCCCAACGCCUCUCGAAGCACAGUUCAAGGAUUAGUUGACACCUACUCCGCGGACCCAUCAGCCGGUUCGCCCUACAAUACAGGGCUUCUCAACAACUUUUACCCCGAAUUUAAGCGCCUGGCUUCUAUACAAGGCGAUAUCGUGUUCACUCUUCAGCGGCGCCUGUUCCUUGCUUUGGCAUCCCUUGCAAAACCAAAUGUCGCAUCGUACUCGUACCUGUCGUCCUCCUUCUACGGCACACCCAUUCUAGGCACCUUUCACGGGACUGAUGUUCUACAAGCCUUUGGUUAUAUUCCCGGCAUCCCAGCUGCCAGUAUGCAAGCAUACUACAUCAGCUUCGUCAAUACGAUGGAUCCUAACCAGGGGACGAGUGCGCUGCUGCCGAAAUGGCCUAAAUGGAGUACGGGGAAGCAGCUUCUCAAUUUUCGUGCGCUAAGCAAUACGAUAAUUCCCGACAAUUUUAGAGAGGCUAGUUAUGAGUAUCUGGCUGCUAAUAUUGCUGAAUUGACAGUUUAACAUGAUAGCUCUGGAAAUUCACUG